AUGAACCACGCCCGGCAACGGCUGAUACGUGAGCUGACUGCGGCCUGGCCCGCCGUUCCGAGGCCCUCGCGGUCCGGACAGCUUCCUGUUUGCCAGCAACAGACCAGAGCCAGCAGCAGCAGCACCGACAGCCCGAUCCGCUACACACAUUCCACGGCGUCCUGUCCGCAUAUGGUCGAGGCGUUGAAUGUGGCCGGUGCGACCUCAGCUCAGCAGCAGCAACCUCAGAGCGCCCGCAACACGAUCCGCCUGGAAGAUGCCCGUCCCUACUCGGAGGUGCCCGGUCCUAAGCCACUGCCGAUUCUGGGCAACACCUGGCGUGUUUUCCCCAUCAUCGGCCAGUACAAAAUUUCUGACGUGGCAAUGAUAUCGUUCCUGCUGCACCGUGACUACGGUCGGAUCGUGCGCCUCGGUGGCCUCAUCGGUCGUCCCGAUUUGCUGUUCGUCUACGAUUGCGACGAGAUCGAGAAGGUUUACCGUAACGAGGGUCCGACACCGUUCCGACCGUCGAUGCCUAGCCUCGUGAAGUACAAGAGCGAACUGAGGAAAGACUUCUUCGGUGAUCUACCGGGUGUCGUCGGGGUUCACGGUGAGCCGUGGCGCGAGUUUCGAUCGCGCGUCCAAAAACCGGUCCUCCAGCUGUCGACUGUCCGCCGCUAUGUGUCACCACUCGAGCAGGUGACGGAAGAGUUCAUCGACCGGUGCCAGCAGCUGCUGGACGAUCGUCAGGAGCUACCGGACGACUUUGACAACGAGAUCCACAAGUGGUCCCUGGAGUGCAUCGGUCUGGUAGCGCUCGACGCACGGCUCGGAUGCCUGGAGCCUAACCUGGACCCAAAGUCUGAACCGCAGCAGAUUAUCAACGCGGCGAAGUACGCCCUGCGCAAUGUGGCCACGCUCGAGCUUAAGGCACCGUACUGGCGAUACUUCCCGACACCGAUCUGGUACAAGUACGUCAACAAUAUGGACUACUUCGUGAAAGUAUGUAUGAAGUACAUCAAAAACGCCACACAGAGGAUGAAACUGAAUGAAGGCCGUGCGCUCGAUGGAGAGCCGUCGCUGCUGGAGCGUGUCAUCAAGAGCGAAAACAACGAAAAGCUAGCCGUUAUUAUGGCGUUGGAUAUGAUUCUGGUUGGCAUCGAUACGAUUUCCAUGGCCGUUUGUUCGAUUCUGUACCAGCUGGCUACACGACCCGUCGAGCAGCAGAAAUUGUACGAGGAGCUGAAGCGCCUAAUGCCGGACCCGAAGACUCCCCUCACAAUCCAACUGCUCGAUCAGGCGCACUACCUGAAAGCAUUUAUCAAGGAGGUGCUGCGAGUGUACAGCACGGUCAUCGGCAAUGGCCGCACGCUACAAGAGGAUACCGUCAUCUGUGGCUAUCGGAUUCCGAAGGGGGUACAAUGCGUCUUCCCGAAUCUAGUCCUUGGCACGAUGGAAGAGUACGUGACCGACGCGCAGCGGUUCAAGCCGGAACGCUGGCUAAAGCCGGCCCAGGGUGGCUCCGGUGAUCAGCUUCAUCCGUUCGCUUCGCUACCGUACGGAUACGGUGCGCGCAUGUGCCUCGGGCGACGCUUUGCCGAUUUGGAGAUGCAAAUACUGCUGGCUAAGCUGUUGCGAUCGUUCAAGCUCGAGUACCAUCACAAACCACUGGAAUACGUCGUCACAUUCAUGUACGCCCCCGAGGGUGCCCUCAAGUUCAAAAUGACACCACGCGAGGACUAA
Anopheles coustani is the source of this 1722-nucleotide messenger RNA. It is a transcript of the gene Cyp301a1, whose product is annotated as probable cytochrome P450 301a1, mitochondrial. Lineage: Eukaryota; Metazoa; Arthropoda; Insecta; Diptera; Culicidae. Gene Ontology annotation, molecular function: oxidoreductase activity, acting on paired donors, with incorporation or reduction of molecular oxygen; monooxygenase activity; heme binding. The coding region runs from base 1 to 1722 and encodes 573 amino acids. The record is from RefSeq and is a predicted model, not a curated record. The transcript has 7 exons.